AACCCAUGUGGGGCUUGAACUCAUGAACCAUGAGAUCAUGACCUGAGACAAAACCAAAAUUCUGAAGCUCAACCAACUGAGCCACCCAGGUGCCCCAGGUCUAAUGCCUUUUUUGAUUAAACUAAGUCUCAAAAUGUCUCAGUGAGCAGUGUCCCUUACAUAGAGUUGGGAUUCUUAAUUUCUGUGUUCUCCUAGCACCCUAGGGUGCACUUAUAUCAUGUUAUUGUAAUUAUUUAUUUACUUGAUUAUGUGAUAUUUUAUCGUGAGUUGCCGGAGAACAGCUUUUUACAUAAUUCAAAGAGAUCUUCAGUGACUUGCAGUAAAUUCAAUAAAUGUUGAAUGAAUGAAUGAAUAAUUAAUAUGGUAUUUCCAGAAUAAUGAUCCUUUUAAUGUACCUCUAAGAAAAACCCCUUGAAAGAUGGUAGAAUUUAGUUUUUAAAAUAUAUAUAAUGUAUAUUUUCAUUCACUACUAUAGAUAAUCACAGAGGCAUAAAAUGGCCAAGACAACUUGACAGUCAUUUCCAAUUUUAUUUUCCUGGGGUUUACUCGUUACCCCAAAGUUGAGGUCAUCAUAUUUGUGCUGUGCUUGCUGAUGUACCUGAUCACCCUGCUGGGUAAUAUCAUUCUGAUGUCCAUCACCAUCCUGGAUUCCCACCUACACAAACCCGUGUACUUCUUCCUCAGCAACCUCUCCUUUUUAGACAUCUGGUACACCUCUUCUGCUCUCACUCCAAUGCUGACAAACUUUGUUUCAGGGAAAAACACCAUCUCAUUCUCAGGAUGUGCCACUCAGAUGUACUUUUCUCUUGCCAUGGGCUCCACUGAGUGUGUGCUCCUGUCCACGAUGGCGUAUGACCGGUAUGUGGCCAUCUGCAACCCUCUGAGAUACCCCAUCAUCAUGAACAAGAGGGCUUGUGUGCAGAUUGCCGCUGGCUCCUGGAUGACAGGCUGCCUCACCGCCCUGGUGGAAACAGUAUCUGUGCUGCAGCUGUCUGUCUGUGGAAGUAGCAUCAUCAAUCACUUCACUUGUGAAAUUCUGGCUGUCUUGAAACUAGUUUGUGUGGAUACUUCCAGGGUGCAGUUGAUCAUGCUGGUGAUCAGCGUACUUCUUCUUCCUAUGCCGAUGCUCCUCAUUUGUGUCUCUUACGCAUUCAUUCUCUCCAACAUCCUGAGAAUCAGCUCAGUGGAUGGUGGAAGCAAAGCCUUUUCAACAUGCGCAGCCCACCUGACUGUGGUGGUUUUGUUCUAUGGGACAGCUCUCUCCAUGUACCUGAAGCCCUCUGCUGUAGAUUCACAGGAAAUAGACAAAUUUAUGGCUUUGGUAUAUGCUGGAUUAAGCCCCAUGUUGAAUCCUAUCAUUUAUAGUUUACGGAACAAAGAGGUAAAAGUAGCUAUGAAAAAAUUGCUGAUUAGGAACCCUCUGUGUGCUUUUUCAAUCCCCCAGAGCAAGUCAUAACAUUAGUCUAAGGGAUGUAUUGACGUGUUCAAUACGCACCAGAACAUUGGACUAAGAGGGGAAGACACUCAUUUUAAAUAAGAUGUG
Molecule: messenger RNA, 1543 nt
Organism: Acinonyx jubatus (cheetah)
Lineage: Eukaryota; Metazoa; Chordata; Mammalia; Carnivora; Felidae
Product: olfactory receptor 13F1-like
Exons: 1
Coding region: 593-1456 (287 amino acids)
Biological process (GO): G protein-coupled receptor signaling pathway
Cellular component (GO): membrane
Molecular function (GO): olfactory receptor activity; G protein-coupled receptor activity
Source: RefSeq, a predicted model, not a curated record